UCUUGGAAGUAGGAGGGUGCCUUGUGGGGUGAGCGAGGUGUGGAGGACCAGGGUUUGGGGAGAUAUCCCCAGAGGUUAGGAGAAGAAGAAAGGUGAGGAAGGUAGCAUAGGAGCGGGAUGUACACGAGCGCACAUGCCUUCCAGUCCUGGUGUUUGGGUCAGCAGGAGAGUGAAGUAUCAGCAAGAGGUGAUGAGAGCAGUAGUAGGGAGAUGGAAGCAGUGAGGGUGGGAUGUACAAGUUUUGGGGUGGAGCAGAGGGAUGAAGAAGUGAUAUUUUGGGUACGCAGCAAAGUAAUAUGAAAAGGAGGAGUAGAGGGGACAU
Molecule: messenger RNA, 322 nt
Organism: Staurois parvus
Lineage: Eukaryota; Metazoa; Chordata; Amphibia; Anura; Ranidae
Source: the annotation of a GenBank genome assembly